GAACUUGAGCAAAACCUGCGGACUUCGGCGGGUUCUGCCCUGCUCGUGGAUAUCCUGCACAAGACCCUUCUCCACCCUCUGUGUGUGAAAUAUCCCCCUGCCACCAAGUACAGGAGGUGUUUUCUAACCGAACUCAUCAAAAAGCAUGAAUCCACAGCAGCUGAACCCCUGGAUGAGCUGUACGAUACCCUGGCAGAUCUUUUAAAUGAAGAAGAAUCUACUCGCUGUUACAAAAACUACUUGCUGCCCACGGGAGAAGCCGUCACCCUUUCCGAGAGCGUGGCGAUUAUCUCCGGAGGAACCACGGGGCUCGUCACCUGGGACGCUGCUCUUCAUCUCGCUGAAUGGGCAGUAGGGAACGCCGCCAUUUUCAGUAACAGGACAGUCUUGGAACUGGGAAGUGGGAUCGGCUUCACUGGAAUCGCAGUCUGUAAAACCUGCAAUCCCAAGACGUACGUAUUUAGUGACUGCCACCCCUGCGUUCUCAAGCAGCUGGCAGAAAACAUCCGUUUGAACGGCUUCACCUUGGAGCCCAAAACCACUCGUCAUAUCCAAGCAGAGUCCCGAGGCCAGGAGGCAGAAGCAACGAAUUCCCCAAAACCCAAAAUAAUUGUUGCAGAACUUGACUGGGGCUCCGUUACAGAAAAACAACUGUUGGAUCUUCAGCCCGACGUCAUCGUUGCAGCAGAUGUGGUCUAUGAUCCAGAGAUCACUUCUGCCCUUAUUGGUAUGCUACAAAAACUCUCCGCUUUCAGAGCGGCUAGAAAACCUCCUGAGGUCUACGUCGCCUUCACCAUUCGUAACCCAGACACCUAUCGCCUGUUCCAGGCUGGACUCGAUAAAGUUGGGAUCGGAUGGCAGAUUAUUCCAGCCCACAGCAACAGUUUCUUUCUCUAUGACGUGCAACCCAACGUAACUAUUCUACAGCUAUUUAUAUAG
Molecule: messenger RNA, 939 nt
Organism: Balearica regulorum gibbericeps (East African grey crowned-crane)
Lineage: Eukaryota; Metazoa; Chordata; Aves; Gruiformes; Gruidae
Source: RefSeq, a predicted model, not a curated record